GCCUCCUUUCCGUGCACCGGUGUCACGUCUGCUGUCUGUCUACCGGUGUCGAGUCUCUUGUGAAUACUCGGUCUUUUACAACAUGGCAACCUACUUAGGCUGGCCAACGUUACUCCUGGCAUUUUCCACGCUAUUCCGAACCAUUGCAUCUCGAGAAGGCCUUCGAAUUAUCGAAGAUGUCACGCCAAACAGCAUGCACAGCUUCAUCACAUCUCAACACUCCUUGAUUCUUAUUUACGAUGAAAUAAAUGCUGAGUACCAUUCUGCUUUGUUUGAAAUGCAAAAAUUACUAAAGGCUGAUUUGACAUUCCUGGAAGACUGUCGUUAUGGGAAAUUGCAAAGCCAAACGUUCGGUGACAAAUAUGGUGUGAAGGUAAUACCAGCAUUAGUGUUCUUCAGACAGAAGUCUCCCAUAGUAUAUGACGGUAACACUAUAGAUGCAGGAGAUGUUGCUGAAUGGUUGGAAGCUGCUCAGAAGGAAGCAAUGAAGGUUUUGAAUGAAAACAAUUUCGAACAUUUGACUCAAGCCUCAACUGGAGCCACCACUGGUGACUGGCUGGUGUUGUUUUACAAGCCAGGCUGUGGAUUAAUUGCCAUGGCAACAAUGGAAGCUGUUGCAGUGAGAAUGCACCACACUCUGAACAUUGCCAAAAUACAGAUGAAUUCCAAUCCUAAAUUAGUCGAACGAUUUAAAAUUAAGAAGUGUCCUUCCAUCAUUUACUUCCGGCAUGGUAAGCUGUUCCGCUAUGAUCCAGAACAAUUUGACGUGAAGUCUAUGAAAGUGUUUGUGGAGAGCUGGCAUCGAAAUGUUAAGGCGGAGAUUGUACCUAUUGAGCCAAGUGCCUUUGACAUUUUGACUGAUUAUAUAGUCCAAAAAUUGAAAGAGAGUGAUCACCACACCAAAGUCUACAUUAUAUUACCCACUAUUCUGCUGCUGACUCUCACGAUGCUGCUCCUCUGUGUCUUCUGUUGUCGCAAACAAGCAACAUAUGAUAAACACAAAUUCCACUGACCACCAUUUCACAUUGUGUUGUUGUUUGUCUUUCAGUGUGCAAGUUAUUUAUUUUGAAAAUAAAUGUAUAAUGCUUUAAUCACAUUGA
Molecule: messenger RNA, 1100 nt
Organism: Octopus sinensis (East Asian common octopus)
Lineage: Eukaryota; Metazoa; Mollusca; Cephalopoda; Octopoda; Octopodidae
Product: thioredoxin domain-containing protein
Exons: 9
Coding region: 83-1012 (309 amino acids)
Source: RefSeq, a predicted model, not a curated record